AUGUUAAAAGAAGAAGCAAUUAAAAAAGAAUGUUAAAAAAACGACCAUAAUGGUUUCUAAAUUGUUGCUGUAAAUCUUUCCGAUGAGUUAAAUAAAGAUGAUGAUUAAAAUAAAUAUUAUUGUGUGAAAUGUCUAAUAGAAAUAAUUGGAAAUAAAAAGAUUAUUGUAUAUGAAGAAGCAAUAAAAAAGGUUGAAAUUCUUAAUUAAGAGUUAAAAAAAAUUUCAGAUAAAUAAAAUGAAUAAAAGUUAGACUAUUUUAUAAAAUUACAAAAUUCAAUUUAAAAAGUUGAAUAAAGAUUCUAAAAAUCUUUUGAAAUUUUGCUGAAAUAUAUAAAUUCAAAAGUAACAGCAACAUAAUAACAAAUAGAAAAAAUUUCAGAACCAACACCUUUAGACGAUGAUAUUAAAUUAUUGUCAAGCUGUUAUGAAGAGAAUGAUUAAUUAGUAAUUCCGCCUCCUAAUUCAAAUCAAAAAAAAACUUAUAAUUUUUUAAAAUACAUUAAGAAAUUUAGAUUAUUAUUAUAAAAUUAUGAAUAAAUACUUGAAGAAGAAAGAGAUGAAUAGACUAUUGAAUUGAAAUAAUAAAUAAAUUCAGUGUUUGAUGAAUCACAAAAAGUAAAUAAAUAUAUUAAAUAUUUAGAAAACUCCUGCUUUAAAUGUAACAUGUGAUACUCAUAAAAUGGAAAUAAUUAUGUUUAACUUAAAUCAAGAUUAAUUUGAGUAAACAAAUCCAUUUUUAUGUGUUGAAUGUACAUAAGAUCUUUUAUCAAGAGGAAAUAAGGCUGUUUUCAAUACAAUAUCAUUAAUGAAGGCAGAAGAAAAAUGGAAUGAGUACAUUAAAGAGUAAAUGGAAAAAAGAUCAUAAAGAUAAUCAAGACUUAAUUAAGCUAUUACAUUUAUUAAAAAAUUAUAGGAGAAGUAUAAUUCAGAAUUGAAUAAAAUGAUAUAAUCUCUUAAUGAAUAAUUAAAAAAAUAACCUAAAGAAUAUGAAGAACUUAUGAAAUUAAGAAAUACUCAUCUAAAAAAUUAAGAUAAAUAGAAUCUUCUUGAAAUUGUUAAAAUUCUUGGUUAAUAAAAAAAUAUUGAAUUUAUUUCAAAUUAAGAAGACUCAGAGUUAUAUUAAAGUCAAAAGAGAGUAUUAGAAGAACUAAUUAAAGAGAAUUUAAUAAUAGAAAAUUAAUUAUAAUGGCUUUAGAAUUAUGAUAAAUGUAUAUUAUUUAAUUAAUUUUAGUACCAAAAAGAUCAAAUGAUUCUGAAAAUGAAAAGGAAGUAGUAGAAUUUCUUAAAAAAUCAACUAUUCAAGAUUUAUAUUUAUCCUUCUUUGAAAUGUCUUUUAAUUCUUUAAGUUAAUUUAAAAAAGAAGAAAAUGAUUUAUAAUUAUAAGGAAAACUUUUAAAAAUACAAUCAUCAGAUUAGGAAAUGGAAUCUGAUUCAAUUUUUUUAUAAUAAUUAUGGUAUUAAAAAUUCAAAGAUAGUUCAGAUAAAUUAGAAAAAUUAAUGAAUGUUAAUGUAUUAUAAAGAUCCAAAGAAAAAUAUGAUGAAUUAUUAAUGUAAAAUACAUAGAAUACAAAGAAAAUAAAAGAUUUAGAAACUUUGAAUAAAAAUUUUCAAACAGAAGUUGAGAAAGCCUUAAUAAAAAUUGAAAGUAUGAAUUAAACUAUAUCGAAGAAUAAGAUUUAGAAUUAAGAAUUGAUACAUGAAUUAAAACAAAUAUAUUCAUUUUCUACGCUUUAUUGGAAUACAGGAGAUACGAGAUUACUGUCAUAAGAUUAUGCCUACAAGAUAUACAGAAAAAUAGAAGAAAGAACUAAAAAAAAAAUAAAAAAUAAAUAUUUUUUAUGUUCUUUAACUGGGUACUAAUUAAACUUAACAACUUUAUGGGGUUAUAUAAACAAAAUGUCUAAUUUGUUGAUGAUUUUUAAAUCAAAAACCCAAUUUAUUUUUGGUGGAUUUACACCUUGUUAAUGGCUUCAUUCAGGAAGCUAUCAAGUUGAUGAACAGUUAGAAUCCUUUUUAUUUUCUUAGACUUAAGAUGAAAUUUAUCCAUUAUCAAAAAAAUCACAUGCUAUUUAAGGUCACGAAUCUUAUAUACAAUUUGGAAGCUAUGAUUUAAAAAUAGAGAAGGAUUUUUAAGAAGGAUCAUCAUGUUUAGGAUCUUCAUAUUCAACUAAUCAAUAUUCGAUACCUAAUAAAUAAAAUCAUUUAUUCGGGUCACCUAAACCAAAUAUCAUGGUAUGUGAGGUUAUCAUGUUAACAUUUGUUUGA
This is a messenger RNA of Paramecium primaurelia, 2265 nucleotides long. The record is from the annotation of a GenBank genome assembly. Lineage: Eukaryota; Ciliophora; Oligohymenophorea; Peniculida; Parameciidae.